Messenger RNA from Ictalurus furcatus (blue catfish), 2087 nucleotides. RefSeq lists its product as uncharacterized. The transcript has 3 exons. Lineage: Eukaryota; Metazoa; Chordata; Actinopteri; Siluriformes; Ictaluridae. The coding region runs from base 147 to 509 and encodes 120 amino acids. The record is from RefSeq and is a predicted model, not a curated record.
CACGUCGGCAAAGAGAGAGAGAGAGAGAGAGCGCGCGAGAGAGACUCCCGAGUGUUUAAUGGAAUAACUCGGUGAGUCGGUUUAGAUGAAUCGGACAGACUGCACGCAGACCCUCAGAGGAUCCGCUCCAUAAAGCUGCAGGAACUAUGGUGAAGAGUGUAAACAGUGAGGCGCAGCAAAGCGUCAGUGCACUAGAGCGAGACACACAUGAACCUGGGACUGAAAAUACCACAGAUGACAGUAAGGAGCGUGUUGCCACGGCACCCGGAGUCCUGUGGCGUGUCACCGGGGGUGUCUUCAAUGUCACCAAGGGCGUUGUCGGGGCAACCGUAGGAGGAGUCACCUGGUUGGGCGGGAAAGGCCUGGAGAUCACCAAAUCGGCUGUCGGCGCCGUGCCUUCGGUGGGUGUCGGACUAGUGAAGGGCGGAGUCUUGGCAGUCACAGGGGGCGUGUCCACGGUGGCCAGCAAAGUUCCAUUUACAGGCAAGAGGAAGGACAAAGCGGAGUGAGGAUGAAGGCGAGGAUAAACGAUGGACUGAGACGUGCAGGACAAACACUAAAGCUGUGUUACUUCACCCACACAGACGUUAUCGCUUCAUUAUUUUUAUUAUUUCUGACUUUGAGCUUUAACAUGCUGGUGUUGUUUCACUUCCUGUUACUGACAGAGUCUGUCUGUGAAGAGGGUGUGUGUGUGUGUGUGUGCGCCUGUGUGUGUUCAGGUUGGCUGUUGCUGUCUCUUCCAGACUGUAAUAAAUCUUUAAAUGACUUUAAUAGAAACAUUUCUCUGGAGUUUUAUGAUUUUUAAACUAAUUGACUUUAUUUAUUAUUAUUAUUAUUAUUAUUAUUAUUAUUAUUACAUUUCUUCUGUAGAACCCUGUUCUGGUGUGUAGAACCCUGUGUGGUUUAUGACAGUGAUGUUCUUCAGAAAAGAAUGUGUUUUUAGGUGUUUUUUUCCUGCGUUCACGUCCUGUGAGGAAACUCCACAUGAACAUUUCACUCCUGAGACGUUUUCUACCUCACACACACUAAUUUCCUCUGAGAUCACAAGUCGUGAUGUAGUAUUGGCAUUUUUCAAUAUUAUGGCUGAACUGCUGUUAGCGCUUGAUGCUAAGUGUAACGACUGUGUUGUUUUAGUCAUUCUGAGACUUUUUUAAAGUAAUCGAUCACAGAUCUGAGGGCGAUGUUGAUGUUGUGGGUGGUUCUGUGUUGUUUCCGCUCUCACCGUGUGUUUACUGUCUGUAUAAAAGACUAUACGCUAAAUCAUUAGCCUAGUUUUUGAUACCUUUUCGCUGCUUCCAGAACAGGUCACUGGAAAUUCACACUAAAUCUACUCCUACAGCAUGGUGGCUAAGUAACAUUAGUGCCUGGGAUAACUCCCUGCAGCCCAUGAUUUUAAAACGUAAUAUUUGAGUGACCACACCGGGGAAAUGCACCAAACUGUAAUCAUGUUAUCUAUCCUGUAGGACAGGGGUAUCCAAUCUUAUCCAGAAAAGUCCAGUGUGGGUGCAGGUUUUCAUUCCAACCAAGCAGGAGCCACACCUGAGUCUAUUGAAAGCCAAGAUCACCUGAUUAAACAGGUGGAAUCAGGUGUGUCUCAUGCUUGGUUGGAAUGAAAACCUGUAACCACACCGGCCCUUUGCGGAUAAGAUUGGACACAGCAGAAACUCUCCCAUCUACAUCAGUAGGACUGAAGUAGAGCAUGUCUCCAGCUUGUUCCUGAGUGUUCACAUCUAUGAGGAUCUGUCCUGGCACCAUAACACUUCAGUCCUUCCAGGAGGAGAUACAGGAACACUGUUGUGGAAAAUCACCCUUGCAAAAAUAAAACCUCUCUGAGUCAAAGGGUUCUAGAUGUUAAAAAUGACUUUUAUUGAAAGAUCACAAAAGCCGAGAUGUCUGCAGAUCAUCUGACAAUCAGUGCUCCUGCUUUCAUACAGUACUAAAACAUUCAUCUAAUUUCUGUCGGCUCGACCCAAUCCUGUUUCUUUCCUCGUAUCUUCUCUAUAACUGAGGCCCAAUCUCAGCCAGCUUCAUUUUCUUCAAGUUUCUAUUUUCCUGAUUUGUGUACAGACUCCAUAUCUCUAAGCAGG